Molecule: messenger RNA, 735 nt
Organism: Callorhinchus milii (elephant shark)
Lineage: Eukaryota; Metazoa; Chordata; Chondrichthyes; Chimaeriformes; Callorhinchidae
Product: APAF1 interacting protein
Exons: 8
Coding region: 1-735 (244 amino acids)
Cellular component (GO): cytoplasm
Molecular function (GO): methylthioribulose 1-phosphate dehydratase activity; metal ion binding
Source: RefSeq, a predicted model, not a curated record
AUGCACAAACUGCUCGAGGUGCUAACAAGGCUAUUAGGAGCCCCGGCUGGCCACUCCAUGCCUCUGGACCAGGAACAUCCUCGGAUCCUGAUCCCGGAGCUUUGCCGGCAGUUCUACCAUCUGGGCUGGGUGACGGGCACCGGGGGAGGCAUCAGCCUGAGACACGGGGAUGAAAUCUACAUUUGUCCCUCGGGGGUGCAGAAGGAGAGAAUUCAGCCAAACGACAUGUUUGUUUGUGACAUUGAGGAGCGAGAUAUCUGCCUUCCUGCAGCCUGCAAGAAGCUGAAGAAGAGUCAGUGCACACCUCUGUUUAUGAAUGCAUACAUCAAGCGAGGGUCUGGAGCUGUUAUACACACUCACUCCAAGGCUGCCGUCAUGGCUACUCUCCUCUUCCCGGGAAAGGAGUUUCGGAUCACACACCAGGAGAUGAUCAAAGGGAUCAAGAAGGAUCAAUCUGCCGAUUAUUACAGGUUUGACGAUACUCUGGUCGUCCCCAUCAUUGAGAACCUGCCGGAGGAGAGAGACCUGAAGGAGAGGAUGGCUCGGGCCAUGGACCAGUACCCAGAAUCAUGUGCAGUGCUGGUGCGUCGUCACGGUGUCUAUGUCUGGGGGGAGACUUGGCAGAAAGCCAAAUCCAUGUGUGAGUGUUAUGACUACCUGUUUGAUAUCGCAGUGCAAAUGAAGCAAUGUGGCCUCGACCCAUCUCAGCUCCCAACAGAGGAAAAAGAAAGUUAA